Molecule: messenger RNA, 2404 nt
Organism: Nerophis lumbriciformis (worm pipefish)
Lineage: Eukaryota; Metazoa; Chordata; Actinopteri; Syngnathiformes; Syngnathidae
Source: RefSeq, a predicted model, not a curated record
CUCUCAUUGUUGCUGCGUGCGCUGCCACAGCGCUUGCUAGUUGCUAGCGCGAGGAACGGCCCUGAGGAAAAUGGCGGACGGUGUAGAUCACAUCGAUAUCUACGCCGACGUAGAGGAGGAGUUCAAUCAGGAAGCCGAUUACCCCAUUCAUGAUCAGAUAGACCUGUAUGAUGAUGUCAUAUCUCCGUCAGUCAACAAUGGUGAUGCGCCGGAGGACCGCGACUAUUUGGACUCUUUGCCGUCGCAAGGCGGAGGAGAUGGAGGCAAGAAUGCUCCGCCCAAUGUGGUUUACACCUACUCGGGAAAGAGGAUCGCCCUUUACAUCGGGAACCUCACAUGGUGGACAACUGAUGAGGACUUAACAGAAGCAAUACGGUCAGUAGGCAUCACAGACGUGUUGGAGAUAAAGUUCUUUGAAAAUAGAGCCAAUGGCCAGUCCAAAGGUUUUGCUCUGGUGUGUGUGGGCUCAGAUGGAUCAUCCAGGAAACUGAUGGACCUUUUGUCCAAGAGGGAGCUCCAUGGUCAGAAUCCUAUUGUCACGCCGUGCAACAAACAGUCUCUCAGCCAGUUUGAGAUGCAGUCACGCAAAAGUAACCACUCAGGCCAGAUGUCAGGCGAAGGUAAAGCUGGUCCCCCAGGCAUUGGCCGUAGUGGUUUUCCAAUGGGCAGUCGAGGUAGAAGCAGGUUCCCUGGACAACCUGGUCCUGAAGGAGACCGUUUUCGGGGUUCUGUUGGCCCCGGAGGACCACCACCACACUUCCCUGGGGAAAGGAUGAGACCUGAUCUGAUUAGGCACCAAGAUGGCCACCUGGAUAUGAAUUUCAAUCCCGGAAACUGGCGUGACAGAGGUGGUAUGCAGGGACCUCCACGCCCCCCUCCUGGUCCUCCUGGCCCUCCAGGACCACCACCUGGCCAGGGCCUCCUCCUUCCCCUUGUUCCACCAAAUCGUGGUGAGAGGCUACCUCCCCCUGUUCUCUUCCCAGGCCAGUUUGGCCAGCCACCCUUAGGACCCCUGCCUCCAGGCCCCCCACCUCCAGGCUUCGGUCUACCACCUGGACCGCCACCGCCCCAGCAAGGCCCGCCGCCGCCAAGACCCUUUCCUCCACGUCCCAUGGGUCCAAUUGGGCCACCUUUGGGUUUGGGCUUGGGUUUGGCUCCACCUCCUCACAUGGGAGGUCCUCCUCCUGGUGGGCCGCCACCAGCCCCCCAUGUCAAUCCUGCUUUCUUCCCCCCACCCGGUAGCAACAACAUGCCCCUCAACGACAGGGGGCCCCCGGGACCAAAUGACCCAUACGGACGCCCACCACCUUAUGAGAGAGGAGACUACGGUCCUGGAGGCAGGGACAUGGAUUCAUCACGGAACCCUCUAAGUGAAGCCGAGUUUGAGGAGAUCAUGAACAGGAACAGAGCCAUCUCCUCGAGUGCUAUAUCCAGAGCUGUGUCUGAUGCCAGUGCAGCUGACUAUGGCAGCGCCAUAGAGACGUUGGUGACAGCCAUCAGUUUGAUUAAGCAGUCCAAAGUAUCCGCAGAUGACCGCUGCAAGGUCCUGAUAAGUUCUCUUCAAGACUGUCUCCACGGUAUCGAGUCCAAAAGCUACGGCUCUGCCGCCAGUGAUCAUGUAAACACUAUGCCCAAAAGGCGAGAGCGCUCCAGGGAACGCGAUCACAGCCGCUCCAGGGAAAAGAGCAGGCGCCACAAGUCGCGCAGUCGCGAUCGGCAUGAGGACUACUACCGAGAACGUAGCCGUGAGCGUGACCGCCAUCGUGAGAGGGACCGUGACCGAGACCGUGAAAGAGAGAGAGAACGAGAGUAUCGACACCGCUAAUGGAGGAGUGAGCUCGCCACCUUUACACCAUUGGACAGAAGGACAAAAGGAGGAGGGACUUCAGCACCCCCACCCAACACAACGUGCAUGAGUGGACACUCAAACCACAAGGAUGCCAUCUCUUCCUCUACCAUCUCUCCUCCCGUUCUCCGCCUCCUCUGCCCAUCCUUCUCUCUCUCUGUUCAUUUAGUGUGCAGAGUGGAUGAAGGCCCGUGCCCCCACCCCCUUUCUCUCUCCCUCUCCACCACAUGUAAGGCUACUAUCUUUCCACUCUUACUUUUAUAAUGUUUUAUUUCAUGUGAUGUGUGCUUAUUAUCUCUCUGUGGCAACAAAACAAUAAAAGUGGCCCACUUUUCCUCUUGACAGAAGACACAUGACAGACAUCCUUGUUUUUGUUUUGUUGAUUUGCUACUGUACUGUGUACACUUGGUUUAUUAGAGAGCAGUUUUUAUAUAGGGUACAUACUUGUUUUCUCAACCCCUCCCCUCCUUAUUCAUUCUUCUCAUGCUUAGUAUGUUUAUAAAUGUCUCUCUGCGUUAAGUCUAGCUGGUGUUGUAAUAAAACAUGUUUACUGAGGUA